Molecule: messenger RNA, 1380 nt
Organism: Chenopodium quinoa (quinoa)
Lineage: Eukaryota; Viridiplantae; Streptophyta; Magnoliopsida; Caryophyllales; Amaranthaceae
Exons: 2
Coding region: 1-1380 (459 amino acids)
Biological process (GO): regulation of DNA-templated transcription; chloroplast organization
Cellular component (GO): chloroplast
Molecular function (GO): double-stranded DNA binding
Source: RefSeq, a predicted model, not a curated record
AUGUUGAAGCUUGGGAGCUGCUCUUAUGGCGUCCGAAGCAUCUACUUGCGCCUUCCAUUGUUGUACUCAACAUCAACUUCUCUAACCAACCAAGGUAACCCUCCUUCUUCUUCUUCUUCAUUCUCUACCUCAUUAGCUAAUUUCUUAGUUGAUAAUCUGGGUAUCUCCAAUCAACGAUCUCUCUCCCUUUCCGCUAAGUUCACUAAAUUAUGGAAAGUGGGAGAUACUACUGAAUUCCAUUUCUUUGAAAAUGCUGAUUCUGUUGUUCAAUUUUUCAAACAACUUGGGUUUCAGCAAUCUCAUAUUCAGAAAAUCAUUAUUUAUGAUCCACGGUUUUUAGUUUCUAGGGUUCACAAAACCCUAAAACCCAAAAUUCAGCUCUUUAAUGAUCUGGGUAUGUCUGAGUCUGAUGUUGUUCAAACAGUUAGUAGAAAUCCUAAGAUAUUGCAGCAACGUUUGGGUCCAACAAUUCAUGCUCUUAAGACUGUUUUGGGUAGUGAUGAGAAUGUUGUCACAUUUCUCAAGCGAUCAGGUUGGUUCAACUUUCAUGGCGUUGCUAAUUAUUUGAUUCCCAAUGUUGAGCUAUUGCAAAAGUAUUGUGGCAUUUCUAGGGACACAAUCCAGAAACACAUUUUUCGGCAGCCUAAUAUUUUUACAGUGAAAACUGAUGUGCUUCGAGAUAUCUUAAUUAAGGUUGAACUACAGUUAGGGAUUCCUCGAGAUUCUUCGAUGUUCUUGUAUGGUUUGUUCUGCCAUUUGAGGAAGUCCAUGAUGUUUAUGCUCAAUUGUUUUACUCAACUUCAACUUCUUCUUCUUCUUCUUCUUCGGCGGCCUAAUAUUUUUACAGUGAAAACUGAUGUGCUUCGAGAUACUUUAAUUAAGGUUGAACUAAAACUAGGGAUUCCUCGAGACUUUCCAAUGUUCUUGUAUGGCGUCAAUAUUCUGCUUUUCUAUGGUGAGAAGAAUAUCAAGGAUAAAUGCAAAGUAUUUAUGAGUUUUGGAUGGACUCAAUCUGAUGUUAUGAAAUUGAUCCGGCAAAAUCCUAUGUGUUUCACUAGUUCAAAGGCCAGAAUCAAGGAAAGACUAGGCUUUCUGAUGAACCAAAUGAGUUACAAGCCUUAUUAUUUAGCAACGCAGACUAAAUUAUUCAUAUGUAGCUUGGAGAAGAGAUUAUUGCCAAGACAUCGAGUCUUACAGAUUUUGAAGGAGAAAGGGCUUUUAAGGAUGGAUUAUCAUCUUUCUUCUACUAUUUCCUUGACUGAGUCUGUGUUCUUGAAAAGGUUUGUUCUUCCAUUUGAGGAAGUCCAUCAAGUUUAUGCUCAACUGACAGGUUCUACAGUGGAGUCACUCAAUGUAGGAAGAUGCAAAAGCCAAUCUUAA